AUGGCGGACAUUGUCAACCACACAGCUGAAAAUCCCAACCAGCGACUCUACAAAACCUAUGAAGAGGCACUGAAGAGCAUAAGAGACUUCGAGAUAGAAACAACAACAAAAUUUGUUGUUUGGAGAAAGAACAAGCAAUUUGGCUGCAAAGGACACAAGGUUGUCUGGCAUGAAAGAGCAAAGGAUGAGAAUGAUUCUGGAAGACAUAGCAUUGGCUAUGAUGGAACUCCUUUCUUCAUUAAUGGUGAGGUAAUUCUGGAAUGUCAACAUGCAACCGAGAGACAUGAAUCUUGGCGAAAUCUCCAGAAAAAGGGCGAAGAUGAAGUUCAGCAUAGAGACUUCAGCCUGCAUAAGAAAAGAAGAUUCCAUUUGCAAGAUACAAAGAAACUUGAUUGUCCAGCCAGGAUCCACAUGAAAGAUAUUGUUAGAUUCAUUGAUUUCAAAAUUCAAAAAGAGACACCUCACUUCAGAAAAGAGGCAUCAAAGACUAUAAGAUCAACCAUUGAAACUGGAGCAGAAGUAAAAGUUGAGAGACGAAUCUUUGUAUCUUACCCUAGCCCUGAGGAACAUAAAUUUCAUCCUAUUGGUGCUGAAGCAGACAUAGCACAACAGGUAGAUACAAGGAAUAUUGACUUAAUCCAUUUGAAAAUAUCAGAGGGCAUCAGAAACGUGAAAGAGAUGAAGAGACACAUAAAGUGUUAUGUCAAAAAUUACCUGUUCAAAGAUCAGAGUCUACCUGCACCAACUAAUCGAAGGUUUAUCCUUCAAAUGUACCUGUAA
Messenger RNA from Rhopilema esculentum, 780 nucleotides. Its product is annotated as calcium-responsive transcription factor. The record is from RefSeq and is a predicted model, not a curated record. NCBI's taxonomy places the organism in Eukaryota, Metazoa, Cnidaria, Scyphozoa, Rhizostomeae, Rhizostomatidae. Gene Ontology annotation, molecular function: DNA-binding transcription factor activity.